UCCCCACUCUGAAGUGACAAGUGGAAUCGUACACAGUCCGCACCACGACGGUUCGCGGACGAAAUUGGUCGCUAGUGCAAGUGCGGAGGGGUGAGGGUCGCGUGAGGCGCGCAGGGUGAGCCCGGGCGGCUGCGCGGCGCACGGCUUGCGGUCGAUAGCGGGCCGGAUCGAUGUGGAGGCCGCCCCCCCCCCCUCGUCCGCCGCCCGCCGUCACCCGCCGCCCAGUCAGCGGGCACCCGCCGCGCGGCCAGCAUCGUACCUCGCCCUUACGACGCGCGGCCGCUUACUGCCACCUGCCGCCUGCCACCUCCCGGUGCGGCGCGACCCCGCCACCUACCUGAUGCUCCCGCACGCUCGGUGGGUGUCGCGGUUACCCUUACAUCGACCUGUCAUCAUCAACUCUUAUUUACAAGAGUUCGUUGGGAAAUAUUUCAGUUUCGACGACGAAGAAGAAUAAUGGAGAGUAGCAGUGGAGUGGGGAGUGUUGCGUCACUCACGAUGGACUGCGAGGACAUGUUCAAGGAGAUAACGAAGAAGUUGUACGGGGAAGAAGCUACCGUGGGAGUGGGUGUAGGUGUUGGUGUGGGUGUGGGUGGCGUUGUGGGCGUGGAGUUCCCGGCGGCCGAGCGCGAUCUGCACGAGGACGAGCUCCGCCCCGAGGAGCACAUCACGGCGUGGGGGCUGGCCGCCCUCAUGCAGAACGGAUUUCCGCCCCCCGGCAUUCUUCAGGCAAAUUUUACUCCACGGAUUGACCCGACCGCCGAAGAUCGCUGGACGGCCGCCGAGGAGCCUCUGGCGUGGGCGCACUCACGCAUCGCGGCCUACAACCCGGCCCAGCGGCUAUUCAAGUGCACCGAGUGUGAAUGCGUGGGCUUCUUGGCGCGCGUGGCUGAGCACUGGCUGGGCACGCACUCCCAAGCACGCGCCUUUUCCUGUCCGCUAGCUGGCUGUGGUUUUAACAGCGGUUGGGCGCGAGCCGUGCGGCAGCAUCUGGCGCGCGACCACCACUCCGACCCAGCCGCCGCUGACCACCUGCUGCGCGACAACCCCGCACUCGACGACCUCACGCGCUAUUUGCAGCGCCUCAAGAACAAGGUGGAGACGGCCCGCACCGAGCGACGGGCGGCCCCUGAGUCGGUCGACGGCGGUGGAUCGGCCGAGGGCGGCGGAGGGUCACCCGAGGCCGGCAAGCGGUACGUGUGCGGUGCCUGUCCGUACGCUACUGACCGCCGAGACCUGUUUACCCGACACGAGAACAUCCACCGCGACGAGAAGCCAUUUCAUUGCUACCUGUGUCAGAAGCAGUUCAACCGCGCUGACCAUGUCAAGAAACACUUUCUGAGGAUGCACCGCGAGCAGCCCUACGAUCUGAACCGCAUCCGUCGCGCAUCCGCUAAGGGCCAGGUGGCGGGCGUGGCUGUGUCGAGUGGUGGUACAGGAGGGGCGCUCUCGUCGCUGGCAGGUCCACCAGUCCCCGGCCCCCCACCAGCUGCCGCGCAGCACUGCCGCUCCCCACCGGUCAAGAUGGAGCGGGUGCCGCUUGCGAAGGCGGAGAGCGCGACGCCCACGCCACACAAGUCGUCAAGUCCGGUUCAUAGAAAGGCGGGCGAGAGACGCUACGCGUGCUGCUACUGCUCGUGGUCAGGGGUGGACAACUGGUGCCUCAAGCGGCACCUCAACACGCACCUCAAACCCUUCGCGUGCGCGCUGUGCGAGUACAAGGCGGCGCGCGCCGAACGCCUCGCCACACACGUGCACAAAGUGCAUAACAAGAAGGCAUGCGGCAAAUGUCCUUUCCUCGCCGACGAUCAUAACCAGCUCGCACUGCACCUCCGCGACGCCCAUCAUAUCGAGAGUCGCAACAUAAAGGUUCCGACGGGUGUGGGUCGAGGCGGCGGCUUCUCCAGCACGCAGCAACAGCAACAGCCGCAGCCGCAGCAACAGCAACAGCAACAAAGCGGCGCCGCACAGGGCAUGGCGAAUGCGAGCGUAGGCGGGGCUGCGGGCAACAGCAACGCGCGGCGUGCACGAGAAGGUCGCGCGGCGGGUGCAGCGCGGCUGUUCGGAUACCUGGAGGCGUCUGACGGCUCCGGCGACGAGUACGAACCGCCACCACUCGGCGAGUUUACGCAACAACACUUCACGCGCGACAAGGAGAACGCGGCACCGGCAGGGCCUGCGCCCCCCGCGGCUCCCACAGCCCCUGCGCCAACCGCGCCAGGUCCCGCCGCCGCCUUGCACCACUCGCUACACCACGAUCACUGCAUGCGGUACUAGUGCCUCACGACCGUUGAUGACAAUGAUGGAGAGCAACCAUAGUGUAUAUUAUAAAAAAAUAUUGUAAUGUUGAAGUUAGUUGUUAGGUACUAAAGCUAUGGUCGUAGACUUGUCGCCAUCGCGACCGCCGACGGCGCCACCCCAGUGCUUGCUAAAGCACCGCCACACCGCGCCAAUAUAAGUUGUUCUUUCACAAGAUUUUAUUAUAAAGUUUGUUUGGUUGUAUAGAUAUUAUUGGAAAAUAAAGAAUUAUUAAUACAAAAACAGUAAAUGUUACGUUUAUACCUA
Leptidea sinapis is the source of this 2565-nucleotide messenger RNA. RefSeq names its product protein charlatan (gene chn). NCBI's taxonomy places the organism in Eukaryota, Metazoa, Arthropoda, Insecta, Lepidoptera, Pieridae. Bases 457 to 2277 code for a protein of 606 amino acids. The transcript has 5 exons. The record is from RefSeq and is a predicted model, not a curated record.